Molecule: messenger RNA, 3936 nt
Organism: Penicillium antarcticum
Lineage: Eukaryota; Fungi; Ascomycota; Eurotiomycetes; Eurotiales; Aspergillaceae
Product: SKI complex RNA helicase subunit SKI2
Exons: 5
Coding region: 1-3936 (1311 amino acids)
Biological process (GO): nuclear-transcribed mRNA catabolic process, 3'-5' exonucleolytic nonsense-mediated decay
Cellular component (GO): Ski complex
Molecular function (GO): RNA helicase activity; RNA binding; ATP binding
Source: RefSeq, a predicted model, not a curated record
AUGGCAGACUCGAUCGCCUCCUCCAUGGAGCGAUUAAGCUUGAGUGCCAAGAAUGUCAGCCCCGCAGCUUUCGAAGCUCGCCUGGCAGAUGAGCAGAACGGCACGGUCGAGAGCGUUCAACCUCGCAAACAAGCUCACCAGACCUCAGAGGAGUUGCUGGCUGAGCUUGAAAACGAAUUUCUGACUCCAUCGGAUAAGUUCAAUACCAAAUGGCUGAACAGUCUCCAGAAACGAUGGGAUGUCUCGACAGACCAUACAGAUCUUUUCGAACUUGCUCCCACCCAAUCUCGAACCGUCACUCGAUUUACACGCGAAGGAUUAGAGGGUAGGGUCACCGGUUACCAUGAAGUCACUAUUCCUGCUGCCAGUGCUGCCACCGCUAAGAACUCUACGUCACUUACUCGCCGACCUGCUGGUCGGGCUGACUUCGUUCGAGGAGCAGCCGGCUUCUUCCCCUUCGCCCCCGGUGGCUUGGAGGGCGUUGAGGCUAUUGCUGCAAUGGAAGACGAAUCUGAAGUCGCAGAGCAUUCUCGUGGUGGAAAACAGUCAGGACUUGACCGGAUUAUCAACUUUGGCACGGAGGGUGGUCUCUUGACAACGGCCCCUGGCUUUGAUCGCGGCCUCAAAUUCGAUGAGACCAAGUUGAAAGACGUUGAAGGUGACCAAGAAGUCGAGAAUGCGCUUCUCCAAGAAGAAGGCAAUCUCUCUGCCGACAAGCCCGACGAAACUCCCGACAUUGAAGCUUCCAAUGCUGAAAUUGACGAGGAUGUCUCCGACAAUGACGAGGAAGAAGACAUUGAUGCUUUGCUGCCAGUCGAGUUCCCUGCACUGGAGCCGCGGAACCAGUUGCUCGCAGGGGUUAAGAAAGACAAGGGCAGAGAAUGGGCUCACAUUGUCGACGUCAAUAAAGAAAUCCCGAACUUCAAUGAACUUGUUCCUGACAUGGCCAGAGAAUGGCCAUUCGAGCUGGACACUUUCCAAAAAGAGGCCGUUUACCACCUUGAGGGCGGUGAUUCAGUGUUUGUUGCUGCUCACACUUCAGCCGGAAAAACAGUUGUGGCCGAGUAUGCCAUUGCUUUGGCCUCCAAGCACAUGACGAAGGCUAUUUACACGUCUCCCAUCAAAGCAUUGAGCAACCAGAAGUACCGUGACUUUAGAACUGAAUUUGAUGAUGUUGGUAUUUUGACCGGUGAUGUUCAAAUCAAUCCCGAAGCCAGCUGUCUCAUCAUGACCACUGAGAUCUUGCGAAGUAUGUUGUAUCGAGGUGCUGAUCUUAUCCGUGACGUUGAGUUCGUCAUUUUCGAUGAGGUUCACUACGUAAAUGACACCGAGCGUGGUGUGGUCUGGGAAGAGGUCAUCAUCAUGCUUCCGGAGCAUGUCACCCUGAUUCUUCUGUCCGCGACUGUGCCCAACACCUAUGAGUUUGCCUCCUGGGUGGGCCGCACAAAGAAGAAGGACAUCUACGUCAUUUCCACUCACAAGCGACCUGUUCCACUGGAGCACUAUCUCUGGGCUGGAAAGGACAAGUACAAGAUCGUUGACUCCAACAAGAGAUUCCUCGAAAGUGGCUGGAAGAAAGCAAACGAUAUCAUAUCUGGCAAAGACAAGAUCUAUGCCAAGAAGGAGGCUGAGGCUCAGGCCCAAUCAGCCCAGGCUCAGGCUCAAAAUCAGGCCCAGCGUGGUGGUAGUCAAGGCAGGGGACGAGGCCAGCAAGGUGGCAGAGGUGGCCCACCUCCACGCGGUGGGCGGGGUGGAGGUGCUCCCCAGCGAGGUCGAGGGCAAGCUGGCGGCGGAAGAGGACAGCCUACCAACCGCGGUACCGGAAACAUUGCUCGAACCGGUCGUGGUGGUGGACGAACAAGUGCGGCGCAAGACAAGAACAUUUGGGUACACCUUGUCUCUCAUCUCCGCAAGGAAGAUCUGUUGCCAGGAUGUGUUUUCGUAUUCUCGAAGAAGCGAUGCGAGGAGAACGCCGAUUCGCUAUCAAAUCAAGACUUUUGUAACGCUACUGAGAAGAGUCUUAUUCACAUGUUCAUUGAGAAGUCUCUCACCCGUUUGAAGCCGGAGGACCGUGAUCUUCCCCAGAUUCUUCGUCUUCGUGAGUUGCUCAGCAGAGGUGUUGCCGUUCACCACGGUGGUCUCUUGCCCAUCAUGAAGGAAGUUGUUGAGAUCCUCUUUGCCAAGUCACUCGUGAAGAUCUUGUUCGCCACGGAAACCUUUGCAAUGGGUCUGAACCUACCCACUCGUACCGUUGUGUUCUCUGGAUUCCGAAAGCACGAUGGCAAGGGCUUCCGUGACCUCCUCCCCGGUGAAUAUACCCAGAUGGCCGGUCGUGCAGGUCGCCGUGGUCUUGACACAGUGGGCUAUGUGAUCGUCACAAACAGCGGGAAAGAUGAAGCACCACCCGCUGGUGCGCUGAAGAAGAUGAUUCUCGGCGAGCCCACCAAGUUGAGGUCGCAGUUCCGUCUCACGUACAACAUGAUUUUGAACCUGUUGCGUGUGGAAGCACUUAAGAUUGAAGAGAUGAUCAAGCGCAGCUUCAGUGAGAAUGCCACACAGGCUCUCUUGCCGGAGCACGAGAAGCAAGUGCAACUGUCUGAGGACAGUCUUGCGAAGAUCAAGCGGGAGCCUUGUGAGAUCUGCGACUUGGAUCUGGUAGCUUGUCACGAUGCAGCAAUGGAGUAUCAGAAACUUACAGCUGAACUGCAUGCCGCAAUGGCAUCAUCCCCGGUUGCGAAGCGUCUCAUCGGAAUGAAGACGUGGGUUGUUUACAAGAAGGAUGGACUCCGUACUGCUGGUCUUGUCCUUCGUGAAGGAAUCGCCGGCGGAGUUGGAGGAGCCGCCCCUUGUAUCCACGUCCUUGAGGUCGGAACCAUGAGCAGCAAACGCCAUCCAGCCGAUAUCCUACCUUUCCUUCCCAUGUUCCGUCCAUUCUUCCCACCACUGCCUACUUCUGCUGCUCAGAUGAGCUUGAAAGUAUGUAAAAUUCCUCUCGCUGAUGUCGAGUGCAUCACCAACACUGUAAUUCGGAGUGGAGGACCCGUUUGGUAUCUUAACAUCAAGAAAGAGGCUGCCAAAUAUGCCGACAGAGAAUUGCACAAAUACACCAAGUCAUGGACCAGCUCUGUUUGGGACGAAAUGGACUGGCAGCGCAUCACAGAGCUGCAAUUGCGUGAGCUCCUGAACAAGCGACAGGCUCAAGCAGAAAUCGUUCAGUCAUGCCGUUGCCUCCAGUGCCCUCAAUUCUUGAAACACUUCGAAAUGCAACAUGACGAAUGGCAAGUCAAGGAGAACAUCACGCAGCUGAAGCAGCUGAUGUCAGACCAAAACCUCCAACUGCUCCCCGACUACGAACAGCGCAUCCAAGUCCUGAAGGAACUCGGCUUCGUCGACGACCAGUCCCGCGUGCAGCUAAAGGGCAAGGUAGCCUGCGAGGUCCAUUCCGCCGACGAACUAGUCCUGACAGAGCUGGUCCUCGAAAACGUCCUUGCAGAAUACGAACCCGAGGAAAUCGUCGCCCUCCUCUCUGCAUUCGUCUUCCAGGAGAAGACAGACAGCAAGCCUACACUCACCCCCCGCUUGGACAAGGGAAUGAAAGAGAUCAUCGCCAUCGCCGAGAAAGUGAAUGACUUCCAGAUCCUACACCAAGUCAUCCAGUCCACAGAGGACUCCAAUGAUUUCGCCAGCAAGCCCCGCUUCGGCUUAGCUGAGGUUGUCUAUGAAUGGGCCAAGGGCAUGUCGUUCAAUCGUAUUACUGAUCUGACUGAUGUCAUGGAGGGAACUAUUGUUCGCUGCAUUACCCGUCUUGAUGAGACAUGUCGCGAAGUCAAGAAUGCGGCUAAGUUGGUUGGUGAUCCUAAUCUUUACACUAAGAUGCAGCAGGCACAGGAGUUGAUAAAGCGUGAUGUUAUUUUCGCUGCUUCGCUCUACAUGUGA